Westerdykella ornata is the source of this 1564-nucleotide messenger RNA. RefSeq names its product arginine n-methyltransferas-like protein. Gene Ontology annotation, biological process: peptidyl-arginine methylation. The transcript is spliced from 7 exons. Gene Ontology annotation, cellular component: nucleus. Gene Ontology annotation, molecular function: protein-arginine N-methyltransferase activity. NCBI's taxonomy places the organism in Eukaryota, Fungi, Ascomycota, Dothideomycetes, Pleosporales, Sporormiaceae. Bases 52 to 1095 code for a protein of 347 amino acids. The record is from RefSeq and is a predicted model, not a curated record.
CACAUCUAUACCCAUCGCCCUCACCUUUUCUCCCUCGUACACAACGCCAAUAUGGCCAACAAUGCUGCCUCGUCGCAGCCGGAGCUGAAGGCGGCCGACAUCAGCAGCAUGCCGCACUCAGAAGCGCAUUACUUCAACAGUUACAAUCACCAUGGCAUCCACGAGGAAAUGCUGAAAGACGAAGUGCGCACGAAGUCGUAUCGCGAUGCCAUAUACCAGAAUGCGCACCUCUUCAGGAACAAAGUCGUGCUUGAUGUCGGAUGUGGAACUGCCAUUCUGAGCAUGUUUGCCGUACGCGCAGGCGCCAAGCACGUCAUUGGUGUAGACAUGUCGACGAUUAUCGAGAAAGCAAAGGAGAUUGUUGCGGUGAACGGGAUGUCCGACAAGAUCACACUGCUGCAGGGAAAGAUGGAGGAGGUUCAGCUGCCCUUCGACAAGGUGGACAUCAUAAUAUCAGAGUGGAUGGGCUACUUCCUGCUUUAUGAGAGCAUGCUCGACACCGUCCUCUAUGCUCGGGACCGCUAUCUGAAGCCGGACGGUAAAAUCUUCCCGGACAAAGCUACCAUCUACCUGGCUGGCAUUGAAGACGGCGAUUACAAGGAGGAGAAGAUUGGCUUCUGGGACAACGUCUGGGGCUUCGACUACACCCCGCUAAAAGAAACCGCCAUGACCGAGCCCCUCGUCGACACAGUCGACAUGAAAGCCAUCGUCACGGACCCCUGCGCCGUCAUCUCCUUCGACCUCUACACCGUCACCCCCGCCGACCUCGCCUUCAACGUCCCCUACGAGCUCCAAGCCCGCCGCAGCGACUUCGUCCACGCCCUCAUCUCGUGGUUCGACAUCGAGUUCUCCGCCUGCCACAAGCCCGUCCGCUUCUCCACGGGCCCGCACACAAAAUACACGCACUGGAAGCAGACGGUGUUUUACCUCAAGGAUGUGCUUACCGUUGAGGAAGGCGAGACCAUUACGGGCAUGCUGGAGAACAAGCCCAGCGAGAAGAACCACCGCGACCUGGAUAUCGCCAUCUCGUAUACACUCAACACGGAGGAUAUGAAUCGCCAGGCGUCGGGCUCGGGCUUUUAUACCAUGUGCUGAUUGCUGAGCGAAUGUGAUUGCUUGCGCGCAAAUUUCUCCGGUAAUUUUGGCUCCUCCGAAGACCAACCCCGUUUUUCGGGGGGCAUGCUGUUGCACAUGAUGUCUAUCAUCAUUGGACAUGAUGAGGAAGGGUGAUUCGGCGUUUAAAAAGGAGGUGGGGGCUUCUGAAAAAGGGCAAAAAAGGAGUGGUGGUUUCGAGCGAGAGGGGUGUGUGGAAUGUAUCAAGGUAUCUGGCAGGAGUGAGUGGCCAGCGUGAGGGCGCCGUCCUGCGCUGGUGAAUACAGAUGGCCGAGUCGGGCUUCGCGCUUCGAGACAGGCUGCAUAUUAUUCUACCUGUUGCUGUGAUGUCAACUCUUGUGUUGUAUAUUGUCCUCUGGCGUUGAUGUGUGCCAAUUCGCUCCGUCCCUUUCGUGGGUUAUUUUGACAUGAAAAGGGCCGUAGGAGAUUCGCGGACCCGAGACGAAGACAG